GCUGCCGCCGGGGUCUCCGGCCUUGGGGCCUCUUAGCGGCCGCAAGAAGAGGCGGCUGGGGGCGGGGGGAGAGGGGCCGGGGCCCGCGCUCCCCCAGCCCCGGAGGAGGCCGAGGCGAAAGGAAGGACAAACAGACGGACCCAUCUCGGCGGCCGGACACCUCCCCCCCCCCACCCCGACACACACACCCCCUCACCCCGUCGUCUGCCGGGGAUCAUGGCCGGGGCUGGGGCAGCUGCCGCUACGGCCAGGAGCGCCCUGCCGGCCGUAAGAAGAAAUUAUAAUAUAUAGACAAUCUCCUGGCAGAAGAUGAUCCAUAUGGAUCAGAAACAGAAAUAAGAAGUUGGAAACCAGGAAUCCAAAGUGAAGAAAUUCUUUGAGCCUUUGGAUGAGAAAGGUCCUCUGUUCUAUAAUCAUGCCAGAGAUGACAGAAAAUGAAACUCCUACAAAGAAGCAGCACCGAAAGAAAAACCGGGAGACACAUAAUGCAGUGGAGAGGCAUCGAAAGAAGAAAAUUAAUGCUGGCAUCAAUCGAAUUGGAGAACUCGUCCCAUGUUCACCUGCACUGAAGCAGAGCAAGAAUAUGAUCCUGGAUCAAGCCUUCAAGUACAUAACAGAACUAAAAAGGCAAAAUGAUGAGCUCUUACUCAAUGGAGGAAACCAUGAACAAGCUGAAGAAAUUAAAAAACUGCGGAAACAGCUGGAAGAAACCCAAAGGGAAAAUGGCCGAUACAUCGAAUUACUUAAAGCAAAUGACAUUUGCCUGUAUGAUGACCCUACAAUCCACUGGAAAGGAAAUCUCAAAAAUGCCAAAGUUUCUGUUGUUAUUCCUAGUGACCAGAUACAGAAGAACAUCAUUGUCUAUUCAAAUGGAAGUCAGCCUGGUGGAAACAACCAAGGGCCAGCUGUUCAGGGAAUUACAUUUAAUGUCGGUCACAAUUUACAAAAGCAGACAGCUAAUGUUGUGCCAGUGCAAAGGACUUGCAAUCUAGUGACUCCUGUGUCCAUUUCUGGAGUUUACCCCCCUGAAAAUAAGCCAUGGCAUCAGACCACAGUUUCCUCCUUGGCUGCUAGCCAGUCCGUUCCUCUUUGUCUUCCUGCUACCAUUCCUGCUCAGAACAUUCUUGAAAUUUCCACCUCAGAAAGUGAGUCAAGUGUGCUUAGUUCUAACAGCUCACAGAUUACUGUUCCACCUGGGUCUGAACCCCACCAACAUAGUUUGUCAAAUAUGCCACUAAGUGGUCAGAAUACUUCUGAAAGCAAAAAUGGACAAGAGAGCCCCAAGUUACCCAAAAGACCUGUGUCCUGUGCUACCAGCAUCCCCCCCAGCACUUCUGUACUUUCCUUUCAAGUGCAACAUGGAAACAAAUCCUGUCUAAGCUUACAGGAUUUUAGAAGUGAUUGUCAGGACAACUUUGUGGCACCAGUUGUUGAUACAGCUUGCUCCCAACCUCUGAGACCUUCAGUCCCUAGAAAUUCCUCUCCAGUGAACAUUAGUAAGAACACAGACUUAACACGCAGUGCUGGUGUAGAGGCACCUUCUGUGGCUCUAGCAGUCAAGGCUACAACUGCUAUAAGCACAGUCUCUACAAGCCAUUUAGACAGUGGUUGGUCUCUUUCUUGCUCUUUGCCUUCUUCAAGUGUUAGUGCUUCUGAUUUGAAAAACAUAAACAGCCUUACUCGCAUCCCCUCAUCUGGAAACACACAGACAACAUGGACUACAUUGCAACUGGCAGGAAACACUGUUCAGCCAUUAAGCCAGACACCAUCCACUAUUGUGACCCCAAUGUUAAAUGAGCCGGGCACUGGUACCUCAGCUACCAACCACAAUAGACACAUGGCUACAAGCAUCACCUUGAAUGGCUCAUUUCCUACAGAUGGGCAGCAGGUUGAGCAAGUAGUUGUGACUUUGCCUUCUUGUCCAUCUUUACCUAUGCAGCCACUAAUUGCUCAACCACCGAUUAAAACUCAGCCUCCCCCAAAUAUCCUUCCAUUUAAUUCAACAAUGCAAGUAAUUCAGAUGGCUCAGCCAGUUGGGUCAGCUGUUAAUGCAGGUCCAGCUAAUCAAAAUGUUAUCAUUCUUCAGCCACCUAGUACCACACCAUGCCCAGGAGUUAUGAGAGCCGAAGUUCCCAAUCAAACAGUUGGUCAACAGAUAGUGAUUAUCCAGGCAGCUAAUCAGAAUCCUUUGCCACUCCUCUCUGCUCCACCUCCUGGUUCUGUUCGUGUCUCUGUUAAUGGAGCCAAUCCUGUAGUAGUGUCUAAUAAUUCAGUGCAAAAUGUUUCGGCUCCACAAACAUUUGGAGGAAAGCACCUCGUGCAUAUAUUACCAAGGCCUUCAUCAUCAUCAUCUAAUUCUACACAAACUUUUUCUGUUACAAUGUCAAACCAACAGCAGCCUCAAACUAUUUCUUUAAAUGGACAGUUAUUUGCUUUGCAGCCUGUAAUGUCCUCAUCAGGAGCUACCAAUCAAACCCCUAUGCAAAUUAUUCAACCCACCACCAGCGAAGAUCCAAAUACCAAUGUUGCCCUGAAUACAUUUGGUGCUUUGGCCAGCCUCAAUCAAAGCAUUUCACAGAUGGCUGGGCAAAGCUGUGUACAAUUGGCUAUCAGCCAACCUGCCAAUCCUCCACCUUCGACUAAUAGUCGGAUUACCCCAAUUAACUGUGUUUCAUUAUCAACUACUGCAGCAUCUCCUGUAACUACUGAUAACACAGCAGUACUACCAAAUGCUGCUAAUCAAAUGAACACUUCUCCAGUGAAAGCUCUCGCUAGUUUGCCUUCUAAUGUGAAAUCAAAAAGAGUGAACAAGAAGCCAGGCCCCAAAAAACAUGUAGCUAACAAAUCAGCAUGCCCAGUGAAUCCCAAUAGGGAUUUGGGGAAAUUAGAUUGUGCCAAUACAGAGGGAGCAACUCAGCAGUCAUGUGCUGAUGGGCUGCUAGAAAGCCUACCUGUGGUAUUAACUCCUGCUAUUGAAUCUCAAGCAAACAGUGUGAAUGUUUCUGAUUCUCAUUCCUUUGAGGGUGUACAUUCUGAACCUGUAGUCUCAGAGUCUAAUCCAUUAGAAGUGUCCCAUUCACCCUCCCAAGAACCUGUAACAAGUCAACAUUUUGUAUUGGCCCCACCUGAUUCCAGAGAUUCUGUGUCCACUUUGCAAUCAGGGAGAUCUCAAAGUAAGUCAACAAAUAGUCCCGAGUUGUCACAAUCUUCCAAGUCCUGCAUUUCAUCUGGUAUCUUCAUUCCCUCUCCAGGUGAGCCACAUAUUUUGGUUUCUCAGGUUCCUGGGUCCUCAGCAACCCAAAGUACUACUAGUACCAAUGGUGCUUCAGAGGUGGAAAUUAUUGCUGAACCAUGCAGACAAGAUUCAUCAGCUGUAGUGCAAGCCACAGGCUUAUUAAAGGGACGUGGUUUAACUGCAUUGCUCUCCGACCUUACUAAAGACAAAGAGAGUCAGAAAACUCCUCUUUCAGCCCAGGUCGGGGUAGAGCAUCCUAACUUUCCUUCAGAGAACUCUAAAAUCGUUGGAUCAAGUAUUGAUUUGCCUCAGAAACAGGAGCUAUUGUUGAUGAAUGGUGAUGGUGGGAAUUUGCCACAGCAUCAUUCCUGUAUUCCUGAUCAAGAGGCCAUUAAUAGCUCUUUGCUUGCCAGCAGGCAGACAGACUCUCCCAUGUCAACUAGCUCUGGUAGUAGUCGUGGUUUCUCAGUUGCAUCCAUGCUUCCUGAUACCACUAGGGAAGAUGUUACCAACAGUACAUCAGCUAAUACAUGUGACGGUUGUACCUUUGCAGAACAAACUGAUAUAGUAGCACUUGCAGCAAGAGCCAUCUUUGAUCAAGAGAACCUUGAGAAGGGAAGAGUUGGUGUCCAGACUGAUAUCCAGGAAACUACUCCAAAACCACCUGAAGCUUCAUCUUUAGAGGGAGACCAGUCCUUCAAAAACCAGGCAGCAAAAGAGAGUACCACAGGACAGGUUGAAGCAACAGCAAGUGAAUUUAGUUCCCAGGAUCCAGUUCAAGCAAGUGUGGAUAGGUCUCUUGAAAAACCAAGUUGUUCAGUACCAACUGAAACAUCAAAUGCUUCUAUACAGGUUUCAACUUCUCAGUCCCCAAGCGUUUCCAGUUUAAGUGUUAAUAAUCUUAUCCAUCAGAACAGCAUCAGCCAUCCUCUAGGAAGCUGCUCAGAGCAACCAGCUAUUCCUGCAACAGUGAAUCUAUCAGUUUCAUCUAGUUCCUAUGCCAGCCAACCUCCUGAACCCUCUCUAAUGACUGAAUAUUCCCAAGACCAGCUAAAUACCAUGACUAAUAACAUACCAAAUUCACAAAUUCAAGAAUCACACUUAAAGUCAAAUCAUGACAGUCGGAAGGAUCCUGCCAAGCGUCCUGUUCAAGAUGAUCUUUUGCUUUCUACAGCCAAAAGGCAAAAACAUUGUCAGCCAGCACCCCUCAGACUUGAAGGUAUGUCCCUGAUGAGCCCAACACCUGACAGCAUUGCUGAUCAAACUCAAAUGAUGGUUAGUCAGAUUCCUCCUAACUCAUCAAAUUCAGCAGUACCUGUUAGCAACCCUGGGCAUGUGGAUGACCUUUCUCGGUUAUUCCCACCCAGCAACAAUUUUGUCACACCUGCUUUGAGACAACCUGAAGUUCAGUGCAAUUCACAGCCAUCAAUGACUGAGCAGCAGCAAAGCCAGGCAGGAAGUCAGCACCUGCAGCCCUUGCAGCAGCAUGUACCUCCUGCUCAAGGCAUAUCUCACCUUCAUAAUAACCAUCCAUACUUAAAGCAACAGCAAGCAGGACAGUUAAGAGAGAGACAUCAUUUGUAUCAACUGCAGCAUCAUGUACCUCACGCAGACAGCUCCAUUCAUUCACAGCCCCACAGUGUACAUCAGCAAAGGACUAUACAGCAGGAAGUUCAAAUGCAAAAGAAGAGGAAUCUUGUCCAGGGAAGUCAAGCUCCUCAACUUUCCCUACAACAGAAGCAUCAUGGAAGUGACCAGGCACGACCCAAGGGUGGCCAGCCUCAUCCCCACCACCAGCAGAUGCAGCAACAGAUGCAACAGCAUUUUGGAGGUUCCCAAUCAGAAAAAAGUUGUGAGAAUCCUUCAACAAGCCGGACCCACCAUAACCACCCCCAAAACCAUCUAAAUCAAGAUAUUAUGCAUCAACAACAGGAUGUUGGGAGUAGACAGCAAGGUUCUGGAGUUUCCUCUGAGCAUGUUACAGCACACAAUCCAAUGCAAAGACUUAUGCCACCUAGAGGGUUAGAGCAACAAAUGGUAUCCCAGCCAAGUAUUGUAACUAGGUCUUCAGAUAUGACCUGCACACCACAUAGGCCGGAAAGAAAUAGAGUUUCAAGUUAUUCUGCAGAGGCUCUUAUUGGGAAAACAUCAUCUAAUUCAGAGCAGAGAAUGGGCAUAUCAAUUCAGGGUCCUAGGGUUUCUGAUCAGCUUGAAAUGAGAAGCUAUCUCGAUGUUCCAAGAAAUAAAGGUUUAGCUAUUCAUAAUAUGCAGAGUCGUGUAGAUCAUACUGUUGCCUCAGAUGUUCGUCUUUCUGACUGUCAGACAUUUAAGCCAAGUGGAAGUAGCCAACAGCCCCAGAGCAAUUUUGAAGUACAGUCCUCAAGAAACAAUGAAAUAGGUAACCCUGUGUCGUCAUUGAGGGGUAUGCAAUCCCAGGCCUUUCGAAUUAGUCAAAAUAGUGGUCCACCCAUUGACCGACAAAAGAGAUUACCUUAUUCAGCAGUUCAGAGCCUUCCAGCUGGAAAUGCCAUUCCCCCAAGAGACAAUGAAAAUGCAUGUCAUCAGAGCUUUAUGCAGAGUUUGCUUGCCCCUCACCUUGGUGAUCAAGUCAUCGGGAGCCAACGAUCAAUCUCAGAACAUCAGAGGAAUACACAGUGUGGCCCAUCUUCUACAAUUGAAUAUAAUUGUCCCCCAGCCCAUGAGAGUAUCCAUAUUCGAAGAGAGAGUGAGACUCAGAAUAGAGAAAGCUGUGAUAUGUCCUUGGGUGCUAUUAACACCAGGAACAGUACUUUGAAUAUCCCUUUUUCAAGCUCUUCUUCCUCAGGGGAUAUCCAGGGUCGAAACACAAGCCCCAAUGUUUCUGUACAAAAGUCUAAUCCCAUGAGGAUGACUGAAAGUCAUGGAACCAAGGGCCACAUGAAUCCCCCAGUUACUACUAACAUUCAUGGGGUAGCUCGGCCAACUCUGCCUCAUCCAGCUGUAUCUCACGGGAGUGCUGAUCAAGGACCUCCUUCAGUUCGUCAGCCUAAUUCUUCAGUUACCCAGCGAUCAAGGCAUCCCUUACAGGACAGCAGUGGUGGUUCUAAAAUCCGUCAACCUGAAAGGAAUCGUUCUGGAAACCAAAGACAUAAUAAUGUCUUUGAUCCUAGUCUUCCCCAUCUCCCUCUGUCUACCAGUGGCAGUAUGAUUAUUGGACGUCAGCAGUCUUCUACAGAGAAGAGAGGAAGUAUCGUUCGUUUUAUGCCUGAUAGUCCACAAGUGUCUAAUGAUAGUACAGCCCCAGACCAACACACUUUGUCCCAAAAUUUUGGAUUCCCAUUUAUUCCAGAGGGUGGUAUGAAUCCACCAAUAAAUGCCAAUACUUCUUUCAUUCCACAGGUUACUCAGCCUAGUGCCACUAGGACCCCAGCACUCAUCCCAGUAGAUCCCCAGAAUACAUUGCCUUCCUUCUAUCCACCUUAUUCCCCUGCUCACCCGACACUGUCCAAUGAUAUUUCAAUCCCUUAUUUUUCCAAUCAGAUGUUCCCAAAUCCUAGCACAGAGAAGGUAAAUAGUGGAGGUUUAAAUAACCGAUUUGGAACAAUAUUAUCUCCUCCCAGACCUGUUGGAUUUGCUCAACCAAGUUUUCCUCUUCUCCCUGAUAUGCCACCAAUGCACAUGACCAACUCUCACUUGUCCAAUUUUAACAUGACAUCUUUGUUUCCAGAGAUAGCCACGGCUCUUCCUGAUGGUUCAGCAAUGUCUCCUUUGCUUACAAUAGCAAAUUCCUCAGCGUCUGACUCUUCUAAGCAGACCUCAAACAGACCUGCCCACAACAUAAGCCAUAUUCUAGGUCAUGAUUGCAGUUCAGCAGUCUAAACACUGAUAGAAACUAAAUGUGAUGGGUGAGAUUAUAUAUUUGUGUAUAUGUAAUAUGUAUAUAUAUGUAUAUAUAUUCAUGUGUGCAUGUGUGUAUAGUCCAUUUUUUUGUUAUCCACAGUAGGGAAGCAACAGCAGAGAUAAUCCAAAAAAGAAAAGUGGCUUACUGAAAGAAAUUACAUUUAAUCUUAAAAUGCACUAUGACUUUUCCCCCAGUGGAGUCCCCAAGUUUCAUUUAGGGUGUUUUGUAUUUGUUGGGUACAAAUCAACUGGUAUUAGACAUAGGCUAGCCUUGUAUUGGGUGGUAGGUAAGAGGGAGCCAAGUGUCAAAACCUAUUUUUGUAGAUAAUCCAUAGAUAGUAAAACAUUAUGGCUAGUGACCAAAUUCUGGCUAAUGUCCAUAAUGAAAGCAGAACAAUGAACAAAUAUGUGAAUUGUGUUUAUUGAAUUCCUUCUUCUCUCUAGCUUCCCCCCCCCCCCAGUAAUUGGUUUGUUUAAGAAAAAGUCAUUGGGGGCAGCUAGAGGGCACAGUAGGUAGAGCACCGGCCCUGAAUUCAGGAGGACCUGAGUUCAAAUCCGGCCUCAGACACUUAACACUUACUAGCCAUGUGACCCUGGGCAAGUCACUUAACCCCAAUUGCCUCACAAAAAAAAAGAAAGAAAAGGUCAUUGCCUUGAUUUCUAAAGCUCCAGUAAAUUAAAAAUCAUUUGGAUUUCAUAGGUCUUGCAUUUGAAAAUUGGGAAUUGAAUUGGGAGCCCAAUUCAAUAGACACUUUUGAAAUUUAAUCCUGAAGUCAAAAAUCUUUACUUAGUUAUUAGCUUUAGCAAUAGGAUAGACAUAGAGCUAGAAGGAACCUUACUGAUCAUCUAAACCAACCCCCUCAUUUACACAACUAAGUAGGAAACUAAGGCCCACUAAUUUUUCCAGAGAGAAUU
Dromiciops gliroides (monito del monte) is the source of this 8029-nucleotide messenger RNA. RefSeq names its product upstream transcription factor family member 3 (gene USF3). Gene Ontology annotation, molecular function: protein dimerization activity. The record is from RefSeq and is a predicted model, not a curated record. Bases 389 to 7093 code for a protein of 2234 amino acids. NCBI's taxonomy places the organism in Eukaryota, Metazoa, Chordata, Mammalia, Microbiotheria, Microbiotheriidae. The transcript has 7 exons.